Molecule: messenger RNA, 2055 nt
Organism: Sorghum bicolor (sorghum)
Lineage: Eukaryota; Viridiplantae; Streptophyta; Magnoliopsida; Poales; Poaceae
Product: zinc finger protein CONSTANS-LIKE 13
Exons: 4
Coding region: 538-1779 (413 amino acids)
Molecular function (GO): protein binding; zinc ion binding
Source: RefSeq, a predicted model, not a curated record
ACAUCACGUCGAGAACGAAAAGGAGCUUCUCUUCUCGCGGCAAAAGACGCCGUCCCCUCAUCACGAGUCGCGCGCUGUGCCUGUGCGGUGUCACCGCUCGCCGGUCACGUACACCCGAUGCGGUGACAGGGUAACCGACGAGAUCACGGGGACACCUGUCCAUCGCCGACGGGCGACGGCCGGCAAAGCUUCGCGCCUUCGCGGGGAGUCGCCGAGCGGACAAGUAGCAGUGCACGGUAGACGCAGGGGGGCGAGCCUCUCGCUCUUUCGUCCUCGUCGACGUCGUGCGUGGCGCCUCCUUUUCAGGCCGUCCCUUUCCGCAUUUACGGCGCUCACGCUUCUCGCUCCAGUCCAGUCUCCGCCCCGGCCCCGGCGCCCCCCCUUCUUCUUAUCCCCCAAGCAAAGCCGCCCGGUCGGGGCAAACGGAAGCGAAACAGGGCCCGUCUCUCCUCCCUCCACUCCGAAGGCUGCGUCUCAUCCUCUAGCUGAGCUCAGUCUCACGAUCCAGCAGUGACUUGUCAUCGCAAGUCCAACGCCAUGGGUGAGGAUGACGACGACCAGCGGAACCAGAUGCUGGGCGCGGGCCUGGACCAUGAGCCGGAGCGGCGCCCAGGGGAGGCGGAGCCGGAGGAGGGCAAGAAACCUGCGGCCAGCGAGGCGGAGGCCGGCGGCGACGGCGCCGGCACGGAGGCGGCGACCUGCGACUACUGCGGGACCGCGGCGGCGGCGGUCUACUGCCGCGCCGACUCCGCCAGGCUGUGCCUGCCGUGCGACCGCCUCGUGCACGGCGCCAACGGGGUGUGCUCCCGCCACGCCCGCGCCCCGCUCUGCGCCGACUGCCGCGCCGCCGGGGCCGUCUUCCGCCGCGCCUCGUCCUCCGCUUUCCUCUGCUCCAACUGCGACUUCGGGAGGCACCGGGACGGCGGUGACCCGCCGCUCCAUGACCGCUGCGCCGUGCAGCCUUACUCCGGGUGCCCCCCUGCGAGCGACCUCGCGGCGCUCCUCGGGGUGCCCCUCUUCGACAAGCCGGCCACCGAAGAUGGUGGUGCCUGGUGGAACAUCUGGGAGGAGCCCCAGGUACUGAGCUUGGAGGAUCUGAUCGUGCCCACAACCCCUUGCCAUGGAUUCGAACCUCUCUUAACGCCGUCCUCGCCCAAGAACCGGAGCAUCUCGCCGGACGGCAAGAUGAACGAGGAGAUCCUUCGGCAGCUGGGUGAGCUCGCAGAGUCAGAUGGCGGUGUGCAGGCAUCAGCAGGUCGUGAGGAGGCAGAGCAAGCUGGUGGAGAUCAGUUCCCUUCCUGGGCGUCGCCACAGUAUGCCACUGGACAUGGCAAUUUUGGAACAGAGAACAACCAUGAGGUUGCAACCAUGCCUACUCCUCUUUACGAGAAUGGCAGAUGGAAUAACUGUGAUUUGGAUGCCCUAAAUGAUGCAUGCAAGGUCGAGGUCGCAUAUGAUCAGGUUCCAGUCAGCUCAGCUGAACCGUGCUUGUCAUCAUUUGCCCCAUUGUCGGAAAUCUGCCCCAGCAUUAGCAAUGGUAAUAGUAUGGAAGAUAACCACCAGGUUAAUCCUGGCAUUGGCAUGCCCAUGCAAGGUCUACCCAAAAGGACUGGCUUUGAUGUUGUGCCUUGCCCUGAUCGUGACUCGGUCAUUUCGCGCUAUAAAGCGAAGAGGAAGACAAGAAGAUUCGACAGGCAGGUCCGGUAUGAGUCACGCAAAGUUCGUGCUGAUGGCAGGCUCAGGAUCAAGGGGCGUUUUGCAAAGGCAAACCAGACAUGAACCUGAAUUUGCAAUAUGCUAAGCAUCUUCCGGCACGAAGAAGAAAAUUGAUUAGGGGCGAUUGCGUGAUUAUAAUGCAUAAAUGUGCCAGAAUUUUGUUUGCGUUCAGUUCAAUAGCUGAUAACCAUAGCUUCAUAUACAGUGGAAUGAUGUGUGUGUAUUGCAGUUAUGUGACUAGUGGCUACACUACUUUGAGAGAUCAAACACCUGUAUAUAGUAUGUGACUUUGACGUGCUGGAGAUAAUAUAAUAGUACCGUUAUGUUUGGUUUGGCUUA